AUGGUGAAUAAAAUACAUCUUGAACUAAGUAGUCUCGCAACAUGGUGUACUGAAUCCUGUCUUAAGUUCAACAUUGAUAAAUGCGGCUGGAUUUGUAUCGGAAACAGUAACCUUGACCUGAAUCUUGAAAUAAAUGGGCGUAAACUAGCCAAGCUCAACUCAGUCGUAGAUCUCGGUAUCAGAUACUCUAGUAACUUAACGUUCUCUGAACAAACUGAUUAUGCCAGACGUAAAACACGAAGGCUCCUAGGAUGCAUAACUCGCAAUUUCUUUUGUUGUGAAACUAGGGUUUUAUUAUAUAAAGUAUGUGUCCGACCUAUUUUAGAAUACUGCCCGUUUAUUCUUAGCGGACUCAGACAAAAUGACAAGCUUAAGUUAGAAGGAGUGCAACGGCAAUUCACCUUAAGAAUUCUUGGUUUAGAAAGUGGUCUCCAAUACUAUGAACGUUGCGACAGACUAAGUUUAGAACCACUCUGGAAAAGACGUCUUAAGCUAAACCUGAUUUUUUACUACAAGCUAACUAAUCUGCUCGUGCACUCCUCCGAGCCAAUAAUUAAACCUACCGCUGUCAUCAGUUACAAUCUUAGAAAUCAUCACAACCUAGCUGCUAUAGAGCAUUGUCAGACUCACAUGCGGUAUAAUUUCUUCUUAAAUAAGUUUUCAGUCAUUUGGAAUAGACUACCAGCUGAUGUGCGCGAUGCAAACACACUCGCAGUGUUCAUCUCCUCAGUCACCAGACUGCUCAAAGAUGACAGUGCACUUCUGAGUCUGAAUCCUACAUCCACUUUUUCGUCCAACAUAGAUAUUUUAAGUUCAUUAAACGUGUAG
This is a messenger RNA of Trichobilharzia szidati, 828 nucleotides long. The record is from the annotation of a GenBank genome assembly. NCBI's taxonomy places the organism in Eukaryota, Metazoa, Platyhelminthes, Trematoda, Strigeidida, Schistosomatidae.